AUGGGAAAUAAAGUGCAGAGCAGCAGGGAUCUUAGGAAGGAUUCUGCGUCUAGUAAUGAUAACGUAGAUACUACGUUGUUACCAGGGGGAGGUUUGGAUACGGCAGGCUAUACUCCAACGCCGGAGCUUGAAACCAGUAGUAGUAUAUUCAAAGGGCUCAGGGAAUCUGUGGUUGAUCGAGAUGAUACAUGGGGGAGUAAGGCACUUGGGUCUUGGUUGUUGCUGUGUUAUUCCACGGGGCCUACGUCCGCGAUGAUGAGGUCGUAUGUUAUUGCGAGUAUGCAAUCAAUAGCUCAUGCUUUAGGCCAUCCUAAGGGUAACCCUGGUGGUAAAUGUCCUGCCCGUGGAGAUGAUUGUUAUAUUAAUAUUGCUGGUCACGAUGUGCAAUACAUGGCGUAUCAGUUAUAUUUGAAGGCAGCGUACACGUCUGUUGAGGGUCUUCUUGCAAUUAUGUUGAUGGGGCUAGCGGACUAUUCUAAUUAUAGAGGGUGGUUAAUGAUAAGUUCCAUAUUUAUGUAUGGUGCUCUUGCUGUUCCUUUUGUGGGAUUCGCUGCUCAGACCUAUACGAAUCUUAUCGCAAUCACAGUGUUGUACUGUGUAAUGUUAUGUUGUAACACAAUUUAUACAAUUACCGAGGGUUCAUAUAUUCCUAUAUUCAUGACUAGAAUGAAAAGUAAUAAUGGAAAUAUAUCUGAAGAACUGGACCUGGAGUUGGAAAGCAGGCGGGGCUUCAAGGAUUCAUUUCUUACCAAAUGGCGCAAGGUAUCCCGCAGCAGUAGUAGUUCGAUGUUGCACAGGGGUGCGAAAGCCAGUGUUUGGGGGCUAAUUAUGGGUAACUUGGGCGGUAUCACCGCAAUGAUUAUCGCAAUGAUUAUCACCCAGACCAGAAAUACUCCUACUCGAGAAAAGUAUAAGGAUUUUCUUUUGUCGAUUACUGUUGCAGGCUGCAUUACUAUUGUACUUGGUUCAAUAGCUUCAUUAGGUAUCCCGAGUGUUAGUGGGAGACCAUUUCCGUUCAAGAAGAAUGAGAAUAGAUUAUUGACAAUUGUUAAAUUCCCAUUCAUUAGGUUGGUUCACAUUAUAAAAGAUUUGUUGCAAUAUAGGGAAGCGUUCAAAUUUGCUAUAGCCUGGGUUAUAUGGAAUAUCGCCUAUUCGAACUUCAUGCAAUUGUUUAUGAAUUCGUUCCGGACGAGGUUAGGAAUUGGUCAGUCAGAUAAAGAAUACACCGUCUGGCAAUUUACAAAUUACAUUGUCGCAUGCAUGGGCCCGUUAGUGUGGAUGUAUGUGUUCCGUUGGGCCUCUGCCAGUCAGAAUACCAAAGCGCAGGUUCGUUUUUUAAAAUACACUUCAUACUGUAUUCUAGCCUUCGGUACACUAGCAAACUUUUGGGGUAGUUUAGGAUCUAGUAGGAGUUCUCCACUUGGUUUUAAAAAUAGAUGGGAAUUUUGGUUCUUUUUAGUCUUUUUCGUUUCAUCUAGUAGUGUCAUUAGAUCCUUGAACAGGGUCGCCUAUUCAGCCAUGCUACCAGAGGGCAAGGAAAAUCAAUACUUUGGUCUGGAGAUUAUGCUUGGGUUGGCAACAGGAUGGUCGCAGUCGUUAAUAAUCGGCGUAAUUCAGGAUAGAACUGGGAACUCCAACACUCCUUAUAUCCCGAAUACUGCUUUGAUGUUGAUUGCCAUGAUGUUAUAUUACUGGUGUGAUAUAGAGAAGGGCAUGGAUCAGGUUGGAAAACUAGGAUUAAUGAGGAGAAAGAACAUUGUUAAUAUCAUCUCAGAUAAUGAGUAG
This is a messenger RNA of Eremothecium cymbalariae DBVPG#7215, 1785 nucleotides long. RefSeq names its product MFS transporter. The record is from RefSeq and is a predicted model, not a curated record. Gene Ontology annotation, biological process: amino acid transmembrane export from vacuole. The transcript has a single exon. The coding region runs from base 1 to 1785 and encodes 594 amino acids. NCBI's taxonomy places the organism in Eukaryota, Fungi, Ascomycota, Saccharomycetes, Saccharomycetales, Saccharomycetaceae.